AGGUGCAGAGCUUUGAAUUAUGAGAAGCUUGGUCGAGAGUUCCAAUGGGGAUCGGGCUUCCUGCAGGCGAGAUUAGUGGCGAGUAGAUCAACGUACGGCGUCGCAUCCGUCGCCUUCGGACAACAGUUUUCUCUUUGGUGCACGCAAAAUUAACCCACCAAGCAGACUCCUUUGCUCUCUCUCUCUCUCUCUCUCUCUCUGCUGGCUUUGAAUUUGAUUUCCACGAGGCACCCAUGUAUUGAAACUUUACCUUUGCCUCCUUUGCUCUCUCUCCCUCUCUCUCUCCGACGCUCGAGAGGACUAUUUAGCUGAGAGCACGCAGAAGGGGGGGCUUGCAGAGGAUAAAUCUGAGCUCGACCCGCGAUUUGCUCUCCCUCCGUUCCGGAGGAAUCGCAAUGGCUGAAGCAAUGGUUUUCUUGGGCAAGGAUACAUCUAUCAUAAAGCCCCCCAAGAAAUCUUCUCGUUUAUUGUAUAGGACGAUAGUAUUGUUAUUUGCGGUGAUGUGUGGACUAUAUAUCUGCUCAAUUUGCAUCAGGCAGAUAAGCUAUCAGUCUAAGACUAGAUUUCAGAACAUUCAGAUUAUUGAGGGGCCCUGUUGUAAUGGCAAUAUGGAAGAAUCCAAUAUCUCCUCAAUGCAUUACCCGAGACCUCAAACUUUUAGCAGGCUCGAGUGUUCACAUAAUCCAGUGAGAUUCUUCACGAUCAUAUCGAUGCAGAGAUCCGGGAGUGGGUGGUUUGAGACUCUUUUGAAUAGUCAUGUCAAUGUUAGUUCUAACGGGGAGAUAUUCUUUGUUAGAGAUAGGAGGAAAAAUAUUUCUUCUAUCAUACAAACGCUGGAUAGAGUCUACAACUUAGACUGGUUCAGCAGUGCUUCCAAGAACGAGUGUUCUGCUGCAGUUGGCUUCAAAUGGAUGCUUAAUCAGGGAUUGAUGGAACACCACAAAGAAAUUCUAGAGUAUUUGAACCGUAGGAGAGUGUCUGUAGUAUUUCUCUUCAGAAGAAAUCUUCUACGUCGCAUGGUUUCGGUGCUUGCUAAUUCUUAUGAUCGGUACGCCAAAUUACUCAAUGGGAUUCACAAAUCUCAUGUGCAUUCACCAGAAGAGGCUGAUACACUUUCAAGUUACAAGCCGACAAUUAAUUCCACAUCGUUGAUAGAUGAUCUGAAGGAAGUGGAAGCAACAGUUGCUAAGGCUUUAGCAUUUUAUAACACCACAAGACACAUUGUUCUGUAUUAUGAGGAUCUCAUAAAAGAUCGAACUAAACUGAAAGAUGUUCAAGAAUUCCUUUAUCUGCCGGUGAUGGAACUCACAAGCCGUCAGGUUAAGAUACACAGAGGGCCGGUAUCUGACUUGAUUAGUAACUGGGACAAAGUCACCCUAGCACUCAGCGGAACGGUUUACGAGAGCUUCCUCCAUGACGAUGACUGAGCCUAGGAAACUUCUAACUUAUAUGAUAGUGUGCUCUGUGUAGAUACGCAGUCAGGGUCUCUCAAAUAGUUGUUACUGCAGAAGCUAACACACACUGAUGCAGAUGUCCCGAAAUUUGAACGGCUGCAACGGUACAGUGCAACAACCAAAUUUCGGCUCCUUCGAUACUUUCCUUGGGCUGACCUCGCUUGCAGAUCUGCUGAAAUUUUGGAUGAGAAUGGUACGACUCUUGUUAUCUUUUCUUUUCUUUUCAAAUCAACACCUUGUUGAUCCUAGCAAGAGGGGUCAACACAGUGCUAAUCCUAGCAAGAGGGAUCAACGCUUUGCUGAUCCUUACACUGUCGUUGUAACAAAUGCCGUGUACAUGUACGGAAACGAAAUUGAAAUGAGGUUGUAAUGAGGUUGAGAUUGAGAAUGAAGUUGGGGAUUAAACACCAACAGUGGUUUGAUUUUA
Messenger RNA from Rhodamnia argentea, 1881 nucleotides. RefSeq lists its product as uncharacterized. The record is from RefSeq and is a predicted model, not a curated record. Lineage: Eukaryota; Viridiplantae; Streptophyta; Magnoliopsida; Myrtales; Myrtaceae. The transcript is spliced from 8 exons. Bases 396 to 1427 code for a protein of 343 amino acids. Gene Ontology annotation, molecular function: sulfotransferase activity.